Nasonia vitripennis (jewel wasp) is the source of this 1432-nucleotide messenger RNA. It is a transcript of the gene Or198, whose product is annotated as odorant receptor 198. NCBI's taxonomy places the organism in Eukaryota, Metazoa, Arthropoda, Insecta, Hymenoptera, Pteromalidae. The transcript has 9 exons. Gene Ontology annotation, biological process: sensory perception of smell; detection of chemical stimulus involved in sensory perception of smell. Gene Ontology annotation, cellular component: plasma membrane. The record is from RefSeq and is a predicted model, not a curated record. The coding region runs from base 190 to 1314 and encodes 374 amino acids. Gene Ontology annotation, molecular function: odorant binding; olfactory receptor activity.
UUCGGUAUGGAAAAUUAAUCGCUUAAACGCGAAACCAUUAAAUUAUUACUGUUAAAAAUGCAGUGUAUUCACGAGCGACAGCCUUGAGAGGAAACGAGAAGGCAGUUUCAGACAAUAUCGAAGAUGAGAUAAAAAUCAUAUUCGUCGAUAUUAUUUCGUAUCGAAAACUUUAUUCGUAGGUUCAAUGACAUGGAUAAAGAACGAAAUAUGGAUCGCAUGAAUUUCUACUACAUCUACAGCAGAAUAUCCAUGCUAUCCUUAGGACUUUGGCCUUAUCAGUCCUGGUCAUCCAUGAUGACUCUUCGUUCUUUAUGGAUAAUUCAGCACAUAAGCAUCAUGUUACCCGAGCUGAUAAAAAUCUACGAAAAUCGAGGCCAUUUCAAUUUACUCAUUGAAAGUCUUCCUCCAUUCACGUACAACAUUGUCAUGGCAAUAAAAUUUACGAACGGAGUCCUGAAUCAACGCAAAGAAAUCGAGAUGCUGUGUUAUUAUAGCCAUAGAGGAAAAUCUUUAAACACGGUGUAUAUCGGUCUCGUGGCUGUCGUUUUGCUAUCUUACAUGCUUUUACCGAUGUUGCCAGCCGUUUUGGAUCUUAUAAAUCCUCUAAAUGAGUCCAGGCCUAAAAGCCCCCUGUACAUGGUGGAAUUUUACAUUGACCAGGACAAGUACUUUUAUUCAGUUUUGACACACGCUUACAUCACUUCGCUCGCCGGGGUGUUACCGCUUUUUGCUACCGAUUUGUUAUUUUCUAACUGUGCCCAUCAUGCUUGUGGAAUAAUUAAAAUACUGGGGCGCCGAAUUGAAAAUAUAUUAAGUGAAGAACCUGCCUUGAAAAGGUCUUACAAGGUUGACGAUGAAAAGAAGGCUAUCGCGUGUGUUAUUGAGCACCAGAAUAUAAUAAAAUACUGCGAAAGCAUAAACUCGUUGUACACUACGUCUUUCUUUUUGAUACUGAGCAUCUCGAUCGGACUGAUGAGCGUUACAGGAUUCGUGACUCUAAUUAAAAUGAAUGAAGAGUUUAAGGAUUGCAUAAGGUUUGCUAUGUUUACCUUUGCCCAAAUAUUCCAUCAGUUUUGUUAUUAUUUUUUGGGACAGAGUGUCUUGAAUCACGAAGAGAAAUUGAAAGAUUACGUGAGCAACUUUAAUUGGUACAAAGCUUCUCCUAAAACUAAAUUCAUCAUCAAAUUUAUGAUCAUGAGGACUUUGAAACCAACAAAAAUAAGGGCGAUGAUUUUUCCAUUAACUCUAGAAAAUUUUACAUCAUUAAUGAAAACUACAAUGUCUUACUUUACCGUUAUAAAGUCUACAAGAUGAUUUCGAUACAAUGGCAAACAAAAAUAAUACUUUCUGCUGUGGUAAAAUGUAUCGAUUGCUUUGUAAAACUUAUUCUUUUAACCAUAUAUUUAUAUGUUUUCAAAUAAAAUUAUUAGUA